Messenger RNA from Sesamum indicum (sesame), 2559 nucleotides. RefSeq names its product pentatricopeptide repeat-containing protein At2g13600-like. The record is from RefSeq and is a predicted model, not a curated record. Gene Ontology annotation, biological process: RNA modification. NCBI's taxonomy places the organism in Eukaryota, Viridiplantae, Streptophyta, Magnoliopsida, Lamiales, Pedaliaceae. Gene Ontology annotation, molecular function: RNA binding; protein binding.
AUGUUUUCACAGUUUCAACCUGUCAUUCACGCGCCGCCGGAGCCAAAGUUAACCACCCAAUCUCGUGUUGAAUUCCGCAAGGUCAUUGGCCGGCUCUCCUUACAGGGAGUAGGGACGAAGAAGCAGCAUCCGGAGCAAUGCAUUUCCCAGGCUCGGACCAGUCUUCCAUUUCUCGAUGGCAGAGUAAAUUCCACUGCCUACGCUUCGGUACUCGAUUCCUGCAGCUUUGCUGAGUUCGGAAAACAGGUGCACGCACACUUGCUGAAAAAUGGGUUUCAUGGGCGGGAAUUUGUUCAGACCAAGUUACUGCAGAUGUACGGGAGAUGUGGGUGUGUCGAUGAUGUGACUCUUGUUUUCGACCAAAUGCCUGACAGAAACUUGUACACGUACACUGCGAUUCUCAAUGUGCUUUUAGAUGUUGGGCUCUUCCAGGAAGCUUUCAUGUAUUUUGAAAGAUUGCUGUUUGAAGAUGUCGAUUUGGAGUUCUUCAUUUUCCCUGUGGCGUUAAAGAUUUGUGGUGGCUAUGGUGGGGUUGAGUUGGGGAUGCAAUUGCAUGGAGCUGCAAUGAAGAUUGGACUUUUGGGGCAUAUUUACGUGGGAAAUGCUUUGAUUGACAUGUAUGGAAAAUGUGGGAGCUUGCACGAUGCUCAGAAGGUUUUCAAUACUAUGCUGGAAAGAGAUUGUGUUUCUUGGAAUUCAAUGGUUACAGCUUGUGCUGCUAACCGGAGGGUGUUUGAAGCACUGGAUGUUUUGGAGGAAAUGUCGACAGACACUUGUUUGAUGCCGAAUUUUGUUUCCUGGAGUUCUUUGAUUGGUGGAUUUGCACAGAAUGGAUACAAUGAGGAAGCCAUCGAGACGCUCUACAAAAUGAGAGUCGCAGGAUUUCAACUGAAUGCACGAAUUCUAGCAAGUGUUCUUCCUGCUUGUGCGAGACUGGGGAAGCUGAAGCUAGGCAAGGAAAUAUACGGAUACAUCACAAGGCAUGGGUUUAUGUCAAGUCCUUAUAUUGUGAAUGGAUUGAUAGAUCUGUACCGGAGGUGUGGUGAUAUGGGGAGUGCUUUUAAAGUCUUUUCUAAAUUUUCGGUGAAAGAUGAGGUCUCUUUCAAUACCAUGAUAGCAGGAUAUUGCGAUAAUGGAGAAAUUCUUAAGGCAAAGGAGCUCUUUGAUAUGAUGGAAUCUGAGAGCAAACCAAGGGAUUUGAUUUCCUGGAACUCAAUGAUCUCUGGAUACAUAGAUAAUCUCAUGUUCGACGAAGGUUUGAGAAUGCUAAGAGACUUAAUGAACAAAGGGGAGAUUGAACCUGAUUCUUUUACCUUGGCCAGUGCUCUUGGUGCUUGCGCUGAGAUAGGUUCUCUGAGAUUGGGAGAAGCAAUACAUUCAUUUUGUAUAGUCAGAGGCCUCCAAUCGAAUCUGUUUGUUGGUGGAGCAUUGGUAGAAAUGUACUGCCAAUGCAGGGACCUGGAGGCUGCACAAAAAGCCUUAGUUGAAGUACCUGAAAGGGAUAUAGCAAUAUGGAACGCUUUCAUUUCUGGAUACGCUCGUUGCAGCAGAAUUGAAAGCAUUCAAUGCAUUCUGGAAAGGAUGAAAGGUGACGGAUUAGAACCAGAUAUAUAUACUUGGAAUGGAAUAAUUGCGGCAUAUGUAGAGAAUGGCCACCAUGAGUUGGCUCUGCAGUUAUUCUCAGAGUUGCAGGCUUCAAAUUUGAGGCCUGAUAUCUACACUGUUGGAAUAGUUUUGCCUGCCUGCUCAAGGCUAGCUACUAUCGAGCGAGGUAAACAGGUUCAUGCACAUGCGAUCAGAUGUGGAUUUGAAUCAGAUGCAUAUAUUGUAGCUGCUCUCAUAGAUAUGUAUGCAAAGUGUGGCAUUAUGAAGUCUGCUGAAUUGGUCCACAAUAGGACCAAAAAACAUAAUCUGGUCACCAAGAAUGCAAUGCUCAAUGCAUAUGCCAUGCAUGGGCAUGGGGAGGACGGAAUUUCUUUCUUCCGUGAACUGCUGAUUGAAGGCUUUAAACCAGAUAACGUGACUUUCCUAGCAGUUCUUUCUUCAUGUGUUCAUGCAGGAUCGGUUGAUAUUGGACUAGAAUUCUUUGGUUUAAUGGGGUCUUAUUGCGUAAUACCAACAAUAAAACACUAUACAUGUAUGGUUGACCUACUGAGUCGAGCUGGCCAGCUCAAACAAGCAAAUACGAUGAUUGAGAGAAUGCCCAUGUAUCCUGAUUCAGUGAUUUGGGGUGCCCUGCUUGGUGGCUGUAUCAUCCAUGGGGAUGUGGAUCUAGGAGAAAUGGCAGCACAAAAGCUCAUAGAGUUAGAACCAGACAACUCAGGUAACUAUGUCAUGUUGGCAAACUUAUAUGCUUCUACAGGUAAAUGGCAUGAACUUCGAAAAAUAAGACAGCAAAUGAAUGAGGAUGAACUGCAUAAAAAUCCAGGGUUCAGUUGGAUCGAGGAUAAACAUGAAAGUCAUGUCUUUAUGGCAUGCGACACAUCUCACAAGAGAGCUGAAGAGAUUUAUGAGGUAUUGGACAAUUUAACAGCACAAAUGAGACUGGAGCAGGUCUAA